AUGUCGAAACAAUUUGUACGCUCUGCCAAGAAUGCUUUUAAGGGCUAUUCAUCAGCUCAAGUAUUAGUUCGUGAUGCUACAUCAAAUGAUAUGAGAUCGACAAAUAUUGGAUUAAUGCAAGAAAUUGCCGCUAGAACUUAUGAUUCUGUUGAAUUUUUUGAAAUUAUGGAAAUGUUAGAUAAAAGAUUAAAUGAUAAAGGUAAAUAUUGGAAACAUGUUGUUAAAUCUUUAACUGUUUUAGAUUAUCUUGUUAGAUUUGGUUCGGAAAAUUGUGUACUUUGGUGUAAAGAAAAUUUAUACAUUAUUAAGACUUUAAAAGAAUUUAGAUAUGAUGAUGAAAAUAAUAUUGAUCAAGGUCAAAUUAUUAGAGUUAAAGCAAAAGAUUUGGCAGAUUUGUUGGCUGACGAUGAAAGAUUAAGAGAUGAAAGAAGAUUGAAUCAAUCAAGAAAUUAUAAUAAUCCAAAUAGAAAUAACGAAAGAAGAAAUAGAAGUAGAGGUAAUUCACGUUCAAGAAGAUCGAAUAAUAACGACAAUAACAAUAAUAAUAACAAUAACAUGGAUGAUGAUUUAAGAAAAGCUAUUGAAGAAAGUAAAUUAACUGUUCAAGAAGAUGAAGAACGUAGAAGACAAUUAGCAUCUUACGAUGAUGAAGAUCCAGAAUUUCAAGCUGCUUUACAAUUAAGUAAAGAAGAAGAGGAAUUAAAAAAUUUACAAGAUAUGCAAAAAUUACACCAACAACAAUAUCAAUUACAACAACAACAAACAACAAAUAAUAAUAAUACAAUAAUGGCAAAUGGUUAUUUUGAUAUUUUUGGUAAUCCAAUUUCUGCAGAUGAAUAUAAUCAAUAUCAACAACAACAAAAUCUAUGGGAACAACAACAACAAGAACAACAAAGAAUUGCACAUGAACAGUAUAUGGCUCAACAACAAGAACAAGAACAACAAAAAAUUGCUCAAGAACAGUAUAUGGCCCAUCAACAACAACUACAAUUUCAACAACAGCAACAAAUGCAACAAAUGCAACAAAUGCAACAACAACAAGCUAAUGCUGCUUAUCAACAACCUUUGGUUACAGGGUCAAAUAAUCCAUUUGCUUUGGAUAAUUUAAACACACCUGUCCUGGCAAAUAAUAACAAUAUAUCAAACCAGCAACAAAAUAUUGUUCAACCUUCCUUUAAUGAUAGACCAGAUUUAACGUUAAAUCAACAGAAUAUGCAACAAACCCAAAUUCCGCCUCCACAAUCAAUGCAAAACCAAGUUUCGCCUCCUCCUCAACAACAACAACCAUUAAAACAAACAAGAACUGGUAAUGAGGAAAUUACUCAGAAAUAUAGUCAAUUGAAUACAAUGCUCGCAAAUGGAACAGGUAUUGAUACCUUUGGUAACACCGGUGAACAACGUAUCCCCGCUCAGCAUACUGCUACAGGUACAUUUAUUAAUUCUCAAGGUACCGGAUACCGCCAAGAAACAAAUGAACCAAAAAAUAAUCCAUUCUUAAAUAGUCAAUACACAGGAUUACCAAGUUCUGGUAUAGUACCUUUACAUACCGGUUAUGGGUUCGGUAACCAAGGGCCACAAGAUAACCAACCUACUCAACAACAACAACAACAACAACAAAAUCAAACUAACCAAUAUAAUCAACAACAAAACAAUUUUCCACAGCCUCCACAGUUCCAAACACAAAACCAAUAUCAACAACAAAACAACAAUGGCAGUGCUCCUGAUCAAGGUAUUAGUUUGAUUGAUCUGUAA
This is a messenger RNA of Maudiozyma saulgeensis, 1752 nucleotides long. NCBI's taxonomy places the organism in Eukaryota, Fungi, Ascomycota, Saccharomycetes, Saccharomycetales, Saccharomycetaceae. The record is from the annotation of a GenBank genome assembly.